Limanda limanda (common dab) is the source of this 624-nucleotide messenger RNA. RefSeq names its product interleukin 10 (gene il10). Gene Ontology annotation, molecular function: cytokine activity. Gene Ontology annotation, cellular component: extracellular region. The transcript has 5 exons. The record is from RefSeq and is a predicted model, not a curated record. Gene Ontology annotation, biological process: immune response. Lineage: Eukaryota; Metazoa; Chordata; Actinopteri; Pleuronectiformes; Pleuronectidae. Bases 1 to 561 code for a protein of 186 amino acids.
AUGGCUCCUUGGUCUCUCCUCCUGUCCCUGGUUCUCCUGUCUCUCCUCAGCUCUGCCUGGACGAGUCCCAUGUGCAAUAACCAUUGCUGCCGUUUCGUGGAGGGCUUCCCUGUCCGACUCAGGAGGCUCAGAGAGGACUAUUACCACAUCAGAGACUUCUACGAGGCAAACGAUGACCUAGACACGGCGCUGCUGGAUAAGAGCGUGGAGGAGUCCUUCGAAAGCCCGUUUGCGUGCCACGCCAUGAACAGCAUCCUGGAGUUCUACCUGAGCACGGUGCUGCCCACAGCCAUGGCCGGAGUGACGGAGGAAACCAAGGACCUGAAGCCUCAUGUGGAGUCCAUUCAGCAAAGCUUCGACGAGCUCAAGGGAGAUGUCACCAAAUGUCAAAAAUACUUCUCGUGCAAGAAACAGUUUGACAUCAAAGACUUAAACUCUUCUUACACUCAGAUGGAGAGCAAAGGUCUAUAUAAGGCCAUGGGCGAGCUGGAGCAGCUGUUUAGCUACAUUGAGAAAUACCUGGCUUCACAACGGCGGCCAAACAAUGUGGCCUCCGCCUGAAGACAAGAUCAAAUGUGACAUUGUUCAGCUCAGGAAAAAAAAAGUUGCCUAUCGACUCUUGAA